AUGCCGUUGCGGUCGUCGAUGUUUGACCCGAGCGUCUCGGGCCUCGGCAGCUCGCGGCUUACUGUGCAGAUCCCCAUCGACGAGGAGGCCGAGGCCGGCGUGGCCGCGCGUCCCGAGCUGGUCAAGUGUCCGGAGCUGAUGCUCACGGGGCUGGAACUCGAGAAGCGCACCACGCUGCGUAUUCUGCACAAGAAGGGCCGGCGCUUCGAGUCGCCGUGGGAGCCCUACUUCGUCGGCAUCUACGCGCAGACGCUCUUCUACUACGCCAACCUGGGAGAUUGGCCGCGCGCCGUCGUGCCGCUGGUCGACGCCGACGUCACGGCCGUGGACCGCAUAUUCCGUCACGGAGACGCCGCCACGGGAGGUGAUGAUUGUGGCCCGUGCUGGAAGGUCACAUCCUGCAGCGGACGCGUGGUGCUGUUCCGAGCGCCGUCGCAUGAAGCGCGCCUGGAGUGGGUCGAGCAGCUACGGCAAGCGUCUGGGAGGCUUGGAGGAGCGAGAAAGGGCAGCAUGGAUGGCAAGGCGGCGCUCGCACUGGCGAGGAGGCUGUCCAGGUCGUCCAGCUCGGCGUCGUCGACGUCUGUGACGUCCGGUAUAGUUGUGCAAUCGCCGCGAGCGCGCACGGUGUCGCCUCGUGGGGCUCAUUCGAGGAGACGAAAGCUUAACAGUGAGGACGAGGAAUCGUCGGAAUUGCUGAGGAAUGCGUUGUUAAUGGUGGAGCAGCAAAAGAAGGAGAUUGAAGAGCUCCAGAAGCGUUUAGCACAGCUUGAAGGAACGAAAGAAGACGCCCGGGUAGAUACAAGAGAAGAUGAUAUCGAGCGGACAAGCGAAGCGCGCCCAGGUGAGGUGGAUCUGGAUACUAUGCUGGACGACGCUGCGAUCGAGAUGUGCAAGUUGUCUAGCGGCUCGGCAGCAUUGGACGUGCUGUCAGAGGACGAAGACACUCCUGAAAGCGAAGGGGAGGAGGAGUAUGUUGACCAGGGUGAUGGCCACCGCGAAAGAAGGCGGGGAACGCUCCAGAACCUGAGUCUAGUGGACGAGUCGACUGAGCGGGACGAUCAAGUUGCAAAAUCGGAUGAAGUGGAAGCAAAUGAUUCCAUUCAACAGCAGGCAGCGGAGCUGGCAGAGAUGGCGCGCAGCCUGAACAAAGAUGAUCUCACGGAUUCAUCGUCAACGCGUGAGAGCAGCGAGGAUGGCUCCCUUACCUCGAGCUUCCAGGGGUCGCACAGUGGUGGGGGUAUAUUCGACUCGGGUGGCAGUGCUGGGAAUGACUUUUUGCAGCAGCAGGCGAUGGAGCUUGCCGAAAUCGCACGCAAUUUGCAGUCAUCACUCCGAGCUGAUAUCAGGCCUGCGAAGGUCCCGCUCAAGACAACUUCAAGCUCCUCGUCGCUGCUUGAAUCUCAAUCAUCCUUUUCAGACGUCACAGAAUUUGCACUGAGCCAGAUCAACUCCAACGACAGCAACGAAAGCAUCUUCUCCAUCACGCAAGAUGACCUUUUCUACGAUGAUGACGACGAGGGCGAGAUCGAGCGCCUGUCAGAGUUUGAAGCGUCGGACAGUCAAUUCUUGGAGGCAAGUGGGUUCCUUGACUCCAUCCACCAGGUUAUGAAGGACUUUAUUGUGUCUUCUCAGCCGGAUAAGUCACGCCAGCCAGACCAGGUAGUCAUCAGCGAUGAAAUUAUCGCUGAGAUUCGUCAAGGAAUUGACGGUGAACCAUCGAAGGAAGAGGACGAGUCGGAGGAGGCUGAAAGGCAGCGUUCUGCUAGGUCGGGUUCGCCCUCAACGGGUUCGUCUACCGGAACAAGCCCAAGGAUACGCAGUCUCUUCUCGCAUGCAAGGUCGGCACGCGAUUUCUUCAGUGGAGACUUCGAAGUUCCAGUUCGACCUCCUUCGCCACAAACACCGAAAGACCUCCCGUCACUCGUGGUUGAAGAUACCAUGUCAGUCGUGGCUUCUAUUCUUCAAAGUGCUGGGCGGGAAGACAAAAUGCUUCUGCUUGCCCCUUUCCUUCGGGUAUUCGGGAGUCGCAACCGCCUCAGCAACCUUAUUCGUUGGGCAAUCGAAAUUGAGGUCGCCUCGGUCAUCAACGUGGCUACUCUAUUCCGGUCGGAUGACUAUGCGAGUCGGCUCGUGUCCACAUACAGCAAAGCCAUUGGAUCCAAGUUUAUUCGCGUGGCUCUCUCGGAUCCCAUCCGCCAGAUAUUUAAAUUGAAGAUUGCCGAUAUGGAGCUAAACCCACACAAGGAAGAGUCACUUCAGAACGAGGACCAAGCGGACGCUAAUGCGGCCAACCUGAUGCGGACAUGCCAGAACAUCAUCGACUCGAUCAUGAAAAACGCAAACUACAUUCCGUCGUCUUAUUUCCAUAUCUGCUCGCACUUGAACUCAAAGGUUAUCAGUCGUUUUGAUGGCUCUAAAGAAGGGGUCCAGGGAGAGGAUGCGUCUACUCUGACACGGUCUGUGAUCGGAGGUUUCCUCUUCCUUCGGUUUGUGUGCCCAGCCAUCACCACCCCGCAUUUAUACGGUCUCACGAAGCAGCUACCUCCACCAGAAACCCGACGUGUACUUGUACUCGUCACUAAGUUGCUGUUCAAGACAGCGACUGGUGUGAAGUUUGGAGACCGGGAGCCGGAUUUCAAGGUGCUUAAUCCUUUCAUCGAGAAGAAUUCGCCAGCAAUUCAGCAGCUCUUCGCCAACUUGGCCAUGUCACCAAGUCAAGAUAUUGACGAGUGCUUCGCUUCCGAUAGUCGCAAAAUCUAUUCCCACGUGUCUUCGUCGCAGCUGGGCGACGACUUGGAGGUGAUUCGGUCCGUCUCGGAAAAGAACUUGGGCGAGAUUGAGAAGAAACUCGUUGAAUGCGGCUGCGCCUCAGAAGUAACAGAAAACUUCAAGACUGCGGUGCUGAACAGCGUGGACCCGCUGCAGAAAACUUCGUUGUCGAAAAAGCUGAGCGCGAACAUGAAAUUCCUCAGUGGUUUCGGCAAGAAGCCCAGGAAGCAAUCCGACGUCUGA
This is a messenger RNA of Phytophthora sojae, 3012 nucleotides long. RefSeq lists its product as hypothetical. NCBI's taxonomy places the organism in Eukaryota, Oomycota, Peronosporomycetes, Peronosporales, Peronosporaceae. Gene Ontology annotation, biological process: regulation of GTPase activity. The transcript has 9 exons. The coding region runs from base 1 to 3012 and encodes 1003 amino acids. The record is from RefSeq and is a predicted model, not a curated record.